GUAGCGUGACGUUAAUGUAACCCGGAAGCUGAACUGGUCUGGGCAAAUCUUCCUGUCUAGUUGCGCUGUGUAUGUUGAAGCGCUUGCGUUCCACGCCUCGGCUCGGAGACACGUUCAAGUGUGGUUAUGGCGGGAGAGGAGCACGGAGGAGGCUGGAGAGCGCUGCGAGUGGUUAUGGCGGCGCUUGUCUUGUCACUUUCCCCCGUCUUGUGCUCUACUACUGCAGGAAGCCAAGUAAAUGUUGUGAAACUUGCGGAGCACAGAUCAGAUCGGUUCAUUUAUAUAGAAUCUCAGAAUUUCUGCUACCAGAAACCUUACGAACCAAAAUGGCACGACAUCUGGACUAAAGUGCAGAUACGGGUGAACAGUACCAAAAUGAUUCGAGUUACACAAGUUGAUAGUGAGGAGCAGCUUUUGGAAACGGAAACCUUCAGUGUGGGCAGCCUGUUCUCUUUUUUGAAGGAAAAAUUUAAUGAUACCUACGUUAAUGUGGAUCUCCACAGCAACAAAACCUGCAUUAAAGUGCAUGUAAAUGAGGAAGACACUCAGUAUACUGUAGUGAUUUUGAGAGGGUUUGACCCCAAGCUUUUCCUGGUUUUCCUUUUUGGUCUUCUAUUGUUUUUCUAUGGAGAUACACUUAGUAGAAGUCAGAUCUUUUACUACAGUACAGGAGUAAGUGUGGGUAUGGUGGCCUCAAUGCUUAUUCUUGUGUUCAUGCUCUCAAAGUUGCUACCUAAGAAAAGUUCAUUCUACAUGUUACUGGUUGGCGGUUGGUCUUUUUCUCUUUACAUUAUCCAGUUGGUGGUUAAAAAUUUUCAGGGAAUCUGCACAGAAUAUUGGCAGUAUCUAUUGGGAUAUCUCUGCAUUGUGGGUUUUGUCAGCUUUGCUGUCUGUUAUAGAUAUGGGCCAUUAGAAAACACGCGAAGUAUCAAUCUUCUGAAUUGGACCCUGCAAUUAGUUGGUUUGCUAUUAAUGUAUGUCGGUGUCCAGGUGCGCCAUGUUGCUUUGUCUAUGAUGGCAAUUGCAUUUUGCACGAAACAGAUCGAGUACCCUAUGCACUGGGCAUACAAUCUUUACAGAAAGGUGUCUAAAUUCAGAGAGAAGCCCAGCCCACCACGCUUUCUGACAGAGGAAGAAUAUCGGAAGCAAGGAGAGCUAGAGACAAAAAAAGCAUUAGAAGACUUACGGGAUUACUGCGCUAGUCCAGAUUCUCAAUCGUGGAGAAUCGUGUCACGCAUCCAGUCACCAAAGAGAUUGGCUGACUUUGUGGAGGGUUCAUCUCAUCUGUCACCGAAUGAAGUCUCUGUACAUGAACAUGAAUAUGGACUUGGUGGCUCUUUCUUGGAAGGGGAGUUAUUUGGGGAGGAAAGUGACAUGGAAACUGAAGAUAAUGAUGAUGAACCGGAACCUGAAAUUAAUCAACCCUUUAGGUCACCACAUAGUUGAUGUUCCUUGGUCCUUGUCUUUCAUUGUCUGGACUUUUUCUGUUUCAAAAGCCAUAGAAUUGAUAAUGGAGCCAUUGAUGGACUCUUGGAAAGUCAAUGAUUGAAAAGUGCACUGGAGCUUCUUACUGUUACCGUAAAGACUUGACACCAGAAACGGCUUACAUUCUUGGAAACAAAAUCUGCUCAGUGCUGCCUAUCCUUGAGAGCUGUAGAUUCUGCACUUUGUGCUACUAUGCAAAAUGGUCUGCCUCCUGAAUAUGCUGUCCAACCUCGGAGUACAUGUACAGUUACUAUUUUAACUAAUAUUCUAUGUUUAUACCACAACAGAUCGGUUUCUAUUGCAAAUGUUUGUUUUUCUUCGUUUAGGAUCAAUUCACACCCAUGCUUUUUUUUUUUUUUUUUUUUUUUUUUUUUUUUUUUUUCUGCCUAAUAUGUCCUCUGUUGAAAUCAAUGCAAGCUCAUAUUUAACAUGCAUGUUGACGAAUGUUUAACUUGUCGGUGCAUUUCAUAAUGAACAUCACUGUGUGUUGAUGUGCAACUU
Messenger RNA from Rana temporaria (common frog), 1986 nucleotides. It is a transcript of the gene NEMP1, whose product is annotated as nuclear envelope integral membrane protein 1. The coding region runs from base 127 to 1446 and encodes 439 amino acids. Lineage: Eukaryota; Metazoa; Chordata; Amphibia; Anura; Ranidae. The transcript is spliced from 9 exons. Gene Ontology annotation, cellular component: nuclear envelope. The record is from RefSeq and is a predicted model, not a curated record.